GUUGGAUGGCAGGGCAGGGGUACAACAAACAAAUACCUUUUGACAAUACCGACCACCUCUCGACUCUUUUCUUGACGACGGUUUAUAGAUAAGACGAGCUACGCACGCGUCGAGAAAUUGUUGGUCUACUAAUUAAUACGCCAAAACUUGCGGCUGUGAUCAGCUUUGAGCUUGACCUACCACCAUCGAGAAGCUCCAAGUUGGGGGGACCCAUAUGGUAGCUGCAAGGAAGUUGGGACGAUUUAUGACAACAGUAACACAGACGACACUAAGGAGGCCAACUUGAAAUCUACACAACCAUGGCCGACUCUCUUCACAAUGCGCCUAUAGUCCUCGACAAUGGAUCUGGCACCAUUCGAGCCGGUUUCGCAGGCGACGAUCUACCAAAGUGUUUCUUCCCAUCUUGGGUUGGUCGACCAAAACAUUUGAGAGUGCUUGCGGGUGCCCUCGAGGGUGAGGUGUUUAUAGGACAAAAGGCGGCUUCGGAAUUGCGAGGAUUGCUCAAGAUUCGGUAUCCCCUUGAACAUGGUAUUGUCACCGAUUGGGACGACAUGGAGAGGAUUUGGGAGUAUGUUUACGGAGAGGGGUUGAAGACUCUCAGUGAAGAGCAUCCAGUACUGUUGACGGAACCGCCCCUGAACCCACGAAGCAAUCGCGACACGGCGGCCCAGAUCCUUUUUGAGACGUUCAAUGUCCCCGCACUCCACACAUCCAUUCAAGCUGUGCUAUCGCUAUACGCCAGUGGCCGAACAACCGGUAUCGUCCUCGACUCAGGUGACGGUGUUUCUCACGCCGUGCCAGUUUACGAAGGUUUCGCCAUGCCCAGCAGUAUUCGCCGAAUCGACGUAGCAGGCCGAGACGUGACCGAGUACCUGCAGACGUUGCUACGGAAAAGUGGUUACGUCUUUCACACGAGUGCCGAAAAGGAGGUGGUGAGGUUAAUCAAGGAGAGCGUUUCGUACGUUGCUCAUGACCCGCGAAAAGAAGAGAGGGAUUGGGUUGGUGUGAAGCCCAACGACAGCAAGGUUGCCGAAUACGUUCUCCCAGACGGUUAUAAGCUCAAGAUUGGCGCAGAACGUUUCCGAGCACCCGAGAUCCUCUUUGACCCUGAAAUUAUCGGUCUCGAAUACCCUGGUGUUCACCAGAUUGUCGUCGAUGCCAUCAACCGAACAGAUCUGGACCUGCGAAAAUCGCUUUACAGCAACAUUGUUCUCUCUGGAGGAAGCACGCUGACAAAGGGCUUUGGUGACCGUCUCCUGACGGAACUGCAAAAAUUGGCAGUCAAGGAUAUGAGAAUUAAGAUCUUUGCGCCACCAGAGAGAAAGUACUCGACCUGGAUCGGAGGCAGCAUUCUUGCUGGAUUGAGUACUUUCCGAAAGAUGUGGGUGAGCAUCGAUGACUGGCAUGAGAAUCCCGACAUUAUUCAUACCAAGUUCACAUAAGAUACACAUCCUUUGGUGUAACCUUUUGAACUCGCAUCAUUUUACGAUGCAACCCCUAUGAUAACAGUCUGAUGCGGUCGUGUGUAUAAUCAUUGACCUGGAUUGUUAACUUAGAUUUCUUGUCUGGACCUUUUAUGAUGGGGAUGACCGUUGUGAAUGUUUAUACUCCCACAACCAACCUACUUUGUCCCGCAGCUGUUGAUAGAGCGAUGCAUGAGCCUUUGCAUGGAAUGGAAGAUUUAGUGCUGUACAGGCGUGUAGUGACACCGGUGCAGUUUUAGACAACCUUUGCCAGAUAGAGGAAGCUUAAUGAUACCCUGAUGCGUUCAA
Molecule: messenger RNA, 1772 nt
Organism: Fusarium graminearum PH-1
Lineage: Eukaryota; Fungi; Ascomycota; Sordariomycetes; Hypocreales; Nectriaceae
Product: alpha-centractin
Exons: 4
Coding region: 300-1442 (380 amino acids)
Source: RefSeq, a predicted model, not a curated record